This is a messenger RNA of Aspergillus uvarum CBS 121591, 1854 nucleotides long. Its product is annotated as MFS transporter. Bases 1 to 1854 code for a protein of 617 amino acids. Gene Ontology annotation, molecular function: transmembrane transporter activity. Gene Ontology annotation, biological process: transmembrane transport. Lineage: Eukaryota; Fungi; Ascomycota; Eurotiomycetes; Eurotiales; Aspergillaceae. The transcript is spliced from 4 exons. The record is from RefSeq and is a predicted model, not a curated record.
AUGCGGCGGCACGACGAGGCCAAGGAGCUGAUUCAGACGGGGAUCUUCACGCAGGACAAGUCACUGUUCACGGGCCAUCUGCGCGACAACUGGAUCUACCCGGUCGCGCACUUCGAGAUGGCCGCCAACCUGUGGAUGGAGCGGCCGACGUACCAGGCGCUGCACGGCAAGGCGGUCACCGCCGAGGAGACUGGCGGUGAGAGCGACCCGUUGCAGCUGGAGCGGCGGCAGGUGCGGGAGUGCAAGGAGCACCUCGAGAAGGCGGCCAAGUGGGAGAGCUACGAGCUGGACGCGCGCAUCGGCCUGAAGGUCACGGCGGCUAUGGAGGCGAAACAAUCCACCGUCGCCUCGGGCUUCUCCGCCGCCCUGGAGACGCGCACGCACUCGAUCGUCUCGCGUAUCCGCAGCCGCGAGCCCGGCCAAACCGCCCGCUUCACCCAUCCUCUCUCCCACACCAAGACCACCGAGGACGCCAUCGUCGACUUCGACGGGCCCGACGACCCCUACCGGCCCAUGAACUGGGGUUUCCGGAAGAAGGCGAUCACGACGGUGCUGUAUGGGUUGACGACGAUGGGUAUUUACUCCACCGGGACAACGCAAGUCGACUCGGAGUUCCAUGUGAGCGAGGAAGUCGGGACGCUGGGGACGACGUUGUUGCUUUUUGGAUUCGGCCUCGGUCCACUGAUCUGGGCGCCCAUCUCCGAAGUCUACGGCCGCAAGCCCGCCGUGCUGGCGCCCUACUUCAUCGCGGCGAUCUUCUCCUUCGGCACCGCGACGGCCAAGGACCUGCAGACGGUGAUGCUGACGCGCUUCUUCACGGGCUUCUUCGGGUCGGCCCCGGUGACCAACACGGGCGGGGUGCUCAGCGACAUCUGGACGGCGGAGCAGCGCGGGGCGGCGAUCGUGGGCUACGCGAUGGCGGUCGUCGGCGGGCCGGUGCUGGGGCCCAUCGUGGGCGGGGCGAUCACGCAGAGCUACCUGGGCUGGCGGUGGACGCAGUACAUCACGGGCAUCAUGAUGAUGUUCUUUUUGUGUCUGGACCUUUUAUUUCUGGACGAAUCCUACCCGCCGGUCCUCCUGGUGUACAAAGCGCAGCGCCUGCGCUUCAGCACGGGCAACUGGGCGCUGCACGCGCGCCACGAGGAGUGGGACGUGACGCUGCGCGAGCUCGGAAACAAGUACAUGAUCCGGCCGUUCGCGCUGCUGACCACGCCCAUUUGCUUCCUGGUGGCGCUGUACGCCUCCUUCGUCUACGGCAUCCUGUACCUGAGCCUGGCGGCCUUCCCCAUCGAGUUCCAGCGCAUCCGCGGCUGGAACCCCGUCGUCGGCGCCCUGCCCUUCCUGGCGUACCUCAUCGGCAUCCUCUGCGGCGCCGCCAUCAACCUCUUCAACCAGCGCUUCUACGUCCGCCGCUUCAAGGCCAACGGCAACCGGCCCGUCCCCGAAGCCCGGCUGCCGCCCAUGAUGCUCGGCUCGGUGUUCUUUGCGGGAGGACUGUUCCUGUUCGGCUGGACCGGCACCCUCAAAUAUCACUGGGUCUGCCCCUGCAUCGGCGCCGUGCUCAUGGGCUUCGGCUUUUUCACGAUCUUCCAGGCCGCCCUCAACUACCUCAUUGAUACCUUCCAGGCCGCUUCGGCCAGCGCCGUCGCCGCCAACACCUUCAUGCGCAGUCUCUUCGCCGGCUGUUUCCCCCUGUUUGCGAACAUCAUGUUCACCAAGAUGGGCGUCCCCUGGGCCGCCAGUGUGCUGGGCUUCGUCGCCGUCGCGCUGAUCCCCAUCCCCUAUCUGUUUUAUAUCUACGGGAAGCGCAUUCGCGCACGCGGGAAGUGGUCGCGCGCUUCGGUUUAUGAUUGA